Messenger RNA from Fonsecaea multimorphosa CBS 102226, 1572 nucleotides. RefSeq lists its product as uncharacterized. The record is from RefSeq and is a predicted model, not a curated record. Bases 1 to 1572 code for a protein of 523 amino acids. NCBI's taxonomy places the organism in Eukaryota, Fungi, Ascomycota, Eurotiomycetes, Chaetothyriales, Herpotrichiellaceae. The transcript has a single exon.
AUGGAGAUCGUGUCCAGUGCAGUGUCCUCUCAACAUCUACCUCCUAACGAUCCAUUAGAACCGGCUGACCAUGACUCGGACGCCCAAACGAAUCCGACACCUGCGCCAACAACGAUUGCCACGGUCCCAAGGAGGCACACAAAAGGACUCUCUCUAAAUUUCCCCAUCCUAGUACCUACCAGUGUGUCAUACACGCAGUCUCCGACACUUGCGUCCGGAGUACAGAGCCCGAUCGAAUCCGCCAAAUCAUCCCCUCCUAUCCGCGGCGUUCCUUUCAGAGGCCCCGACCCUGCGACCGAAGCGCAGGAGAAAGCCAAGACAAGAGGAAGCGCCGAGUUCUUGACACUUCUAGCGGCCCAGGAGAGGAAGGUUCUCGAGUUGAAAGAGGAACUGCAGCGGGCAGAAGCGGAUUUGUUGGUGCUGAAGAAGCAAUGGGCAGCCUACGAAGCGAACAAGAAGAGGGACGAAGUGCGACAAGUGAAGAAGCUGCAGCCUGUGGCCCUGGGCGAUGUCAUGGGCGGCGAAGGUGUCGUUGCGGAGGACGACCUUGAUGAAGAACGAAAGCGGAAACGAGCACUGGUGGAGAGGGGCUACACGUCUCAACCGGCUGCGGCGAGUAACGCAGGAUCUAAUGGUUUGGUUAGGAAGGGGUCAAAGCGAGUAUUUGAAGGAGGUCGACAUACGAGAACCUUGAGUCUGUUGAGUCCGACCUCUUCAAAAGGCGCGCCCAAACCGGCCGACGAGACACAAAGCACGCAGGAAGACACAGUGAACGCCGACGGCGAAGACAUGAACAGACCUUCUUUCUCGAGGAUGCCGACCCUUGACGGGUUGAUAUCCGGCGAUGCCUUGCCCCUUGGAUUCGGGAAGACGUACAAAGAUCUAGCAGCACAUCGGAGAUCUCUGCCACCGGUCGCUGCAGAUAUAUUGGUUAAACAGGGAAAACAAGUAUACGAUGGAGUAAGGGAGGGUCUGUGGACCUUCUUCGAGGAUAUUCGGCAAGCUACUGUUGGAGAAGAAGGUAUCAACGGGACCGCAGCUCAGCAGCGCCCAGCAAGGCCUGCUCACAGAAAGGCCGCGAGAAAGGCUUCCGACAGACAAGGCAAACUCAGCUCAAAGGAUAGCACUGAAAUACCCGAUCCACGUCCCAUGGAACCGUCGUUCUGGAAAGAAUUUGGGCUUGAUACACCACAAAAGAACUCAACCCGACCCAAGGCCGCGGAGAAACUCAAUGGACAUGUUCAGCAGAAGAGCAGCACCGACUCUUCCAACACGCCCAGUCUGUUACCAGAUCUGAAUGACCACGAUGAAAUCGAAGAUGGCUGGGACGCCUGGGACUCCCCCGUCAGCACCCGAGGACCUCUAAUCGCUGGGAUGGAGGAAGUCCGACCAAAGCCAGAGGAUGGAGAAGCCGGCCUUCCUUGGCCGGAGCUUGACAGGAUCACUCCAAGUAAGCUCACCCGGACUGUGAGCGAUCUUAUGAAGGAGUGGGAAUCAAGUCAGGAAGACCCAACUAAGACAAGCGGGCUGGCAAAUGGGCAGAUGCACAUACUUGACAGUCCGCAUAUGUGA